Molecule: messenger RNA, 671 nt
Organism: Copidosoma floridanum
Lineage: Eukaryota; Metazoa; Arthropoda; Insecta; Hymenoptera; Encyrtidae
Gene: Der-2
Product: Derlin 2
Source: RefSeq, a predicted model, not a curated record
UUGACAUUAUCUGUUAACCCUUACAUCGACAAUUGUUUUAGUAUUUUUAUACUUUGAAUUGUACUUCUUGUACCGCUUAGUAGAUAGUAAAUGCACCCUCGCUUAAAAAUUAUAGAAAAAUAAACAAUAGAGUUAUGUUUCUGACAAAAAUAAUAUUUCUCUGUUAAUGACACUAUUUAAUACAUUCACGCAUUAAAUACAUGAAGUCAGCAAUGGCUUAUCAAACAUUUCGACAAGAGUAUUUACAUAUGCCCGUUGUCACACGAGCGUAUACGACAGCAUGUAUUGUCACCACACUUGCUGUACAACUAGAUUUGAUAUCGCCUUUUCAACUUUAUUUCAAUCCAAUUUUGAUAACAAAACAAUUUCAGUUAUGGCGUUUGAUCACAACAUUUUUGUUUUUUGGAACAAUUGGAUUCAAUUUUUUCUUUAACAUAAUAUUCACAUAUAGAUAUUGCCGUAUGCUAGAAGAAGGAUCGUUCCGUGGAAAAACAGCUGAUUUUGUAAUGAUGUUUAUAUUUGGUGGUAUAUGUAUGGUUGUAUUUGCUUUUUUUGUUAACUUACUAUUUCUUGGACAUGCUUUUACUAUUAUGUUGGUGUACGUGUGGUCUAGAAGAAAUCCUUUAAUUAGAAUGAAUUUUUUUGGGCUUCUAAAUUUUCAGGUAACUUAA